UCCGCCACCAUCAUGUACAAACAUACCAAGCCCAUCGGCCAGCGCAAGGUCUCCCCGCCUGGUCCUUCCUACAUGUCUAGCGACCAAGUUGCAAACUAUCUCAAAGAUCUGAGAACAAAUCGACCUGCACGUCCCACUGGAUCUCGCCCCCUCCCCGGAAAAGCCGCCGCGUCGACUGUUGAUCUUCAAAAUGACCUCCCACCCCGUGCAGCAUCCGCCUUCUCCAUGUACCGACAGAACAGCCCCCCGGAAGAGGAACCGCGCGCCGGCAGCGCCUUGUCACAUCGUCGCACGACCUCCCAUAUCACAGAGGGUGGCCCAGUUGGGCGUCCUCUCGCACAGGAGCCCCAAUCGGCCACGGUCAGACAGCAUGUAUUUCCAUCCCAGGUCUUCUCGCGACCAGUUGCCGCAUCUCCCGUGCCUUCGUAUCGGGAGAGUGGCCACCGCCGUCAUGAGAAGGAAGAAGCGCGAGACCUCCGUGAUGCGCUUCAGGAUAUGAACGUUCAAGAUGACGAUGUUCGUGUUCAUCAAGCUGCACAGGACGAGGCCACGGAGCUCGUAUGGAUGCACCAAAACCCUGGCCAAGCCUUCAAGAAUCCAUAUGCCCCUUACCAGAACCCCGAUGCUGCCUCGCAAGGGUCUGUUCGAAGCAAAUUCCGAAGAAGCUCCAGUAGCUUGACAAACAAAUUUCGCCAUUCCGUUGGAUCUAGCGGAUCUUCUAGUAGCCCCUCCAGUCCUGAAUUGGCCGAUGCUACUGUCGACAAAACCGCCCGCAGACGGUCAUCUCUUAGCACGAGCCAAAAGAAGAAUCGCAGAGUCAAUUUCGCGCUUCCCGGGGAAGGUCCACCCAAGGUUGAGCAACCCAGUGGUAUUCCUCGUCCUCGACAAGUCAGUGGUGAUUCUUCCAAGGGUGUAUUCAAAAAUCCCGACGACCACAUAUAUGAGGAGCCUGUCGACCCAGUCAAAGAAGCGGUCGAGCCUACCCCCGACUUCACCAGAUCUGACUCGUCUGCGUUGCGUAAUAAGCCUCGCAAUGCUCUGCCGCGUGUCAACAAACCUCUUCCCUGGCUUCGAGAUCGGAAAACUGGGCAAGGCUCGGUGCGAGAUAGGAUCUCCCAGUUCGACAUUCAUAAGAACCCGCCGACCCAAUCCCGAAAUCCGACCUAUAUGGAGAACGACCCAACCCAAUCCCGAAAUCCAACCUACAUGGAGAACGAUCCUCUACCCCCGACACCCCCUAGCUCCCGCGAAGAGGAGCUUCCCACCAAAGAGGGCAAGGAAAUCCGCAGCGAUGAUAUUCGUGCGGCAACGAGCAAGAGGCUAAAGGAUCGAAGCGAGAACUUGCCUAUGCCUUCAGCUGUCAGCGAUCGCAUGGGCCGGCCAAUUGUUAGCUUUGAUCCGAAAUGGCAAUCGAGUGAACAGCCCAAGCGCGAUUCAGCAUCCUCAACACCGCCAAUCCCCACCAUCCAGGUCGCUCCGAGCAUUGAGGUCACACCUAGCAUUGAGGUCACACCUAGCAUCGAGGUCACACCUAGCAUCGAGGUUUCCCAACCUCCCUCGAUACCAGUGAUCAAUGUGCCUGAUAUCCAGGAGCCCACUAUUUCGGAAAUUACUCAGCCACCACAACACAACAGUACCCAACCUACCAGACCGAGGCAACAGCCUGCAGCUGGUCAGAAUCGCCAGAUGCCGCCUGCAAGGCAAGCAUCGCAACCACAAAACAGCUGGCGUACCCAGUACUCUCGAUCCGGUGUCCCGACGGCCAGUUGUGAGUCAUGCUCUCAUCCGAUCUCUGGUAAGAUCGUGACUGCUGGGGGUGCCCGAUUCCACCCAGAGUGCUUUAUCUGCUUCCACUGCCACACCGCUCUUGAAUGCGUUGCUUUCUACGAAGAGCCGCUUGCUAGCCGCGCUGAAAGACUUGAGAGUAGCCCGGAUGAAUCGCCCGUUCCUCGCUUUUACUGCCAUCUAGAUUUCCACGAAUUCUUCAGCCCGCGCUGCAAGAGUUGCAAGACACCCAUUGAGGGAGAAGUGGUCGUUGCCUGUGGUGCGGAAUGGCAUGUCGGUCACUUCUUCUGCGCCGAGUGUGGUGAUCCCUUUGACUCAAAGACCCCCUUCGUAGAGAAGGAUGGCUUUGCCUGGUGCCUCAAAUGCCAUGGCCGCCGUACGGCCCCUCGUUGUCUGGGCUGCAAGCAGCAUGUCCUAGACGACGUUGUCGUGACCGCUAUUGGCGGGCAAUGGCACGAGCAAUGCUUUGCUUGCCAUGAAUGCGGUAGCGGAUUUGGGGCCGACGGCCGCUUUUUUGUCCGUGAAGGCGAGCCUAAGCGUACAGCCAAGGGUCGUAUCAUUGGUGGGCCCGUCCAGCUCGCCAUCUGUGAAAGAUGCGAGGCCUUACGCUUGAAAUCACAUGGGAUGUGCUGA
Messenger RNA from Penicillium manginii, 2418 nucleotides. RefSeq names its product LIM domain protein. The transcript is spliced from 3 exons. Gene Ontology annotation, cellular component: nucleus; Z disc. Gene Ontology annotation, molecular function: transcription coregulator activity. The record is from RefSeq and is a predicted model, not a curated record. Lineage: Eukaryota; Fungi; Ascomycota; Eurotiomycetes; Eurotiales; Aspergillaceae. The annotation marks the transcript as partial.